Messenger RNA from Gongylonema pulchrum, 336 nucleotides. The record is from the annotation of a GenBank genome assembly. Lineage: Eukaryota; Metazoa; Nematoda; Chromadorea; Rhabditida; Gongylonematidae.
AUGGAGCAAUCCAGAGGAGAGCCCAACACAGACGAACUGGUCGUGCGUGGGGAGAAAGUGUUACCGGACAAAUGUAAACUUCGUGAAGAAUCGGAAGUAAACAGGGCCAGUGAAUCAAACGAAAAUUCCUCGACAUCUACCUCUCUUUCAGAAUCAUUCGAAGAUCUUACCGAAGAGGUCACAGCCGAAGAGACUGGCACUAGACGGAAAACAUGUAUCGAGAAACUUCCGGGUGAACAUGAGCAAAAAGCACUUUUUAGCGAACCAAAAGAACCAGAAGCAUUGCGCCACAAUUUUCCAGUGCCUUCCUUUGUGGAAUCAUCGGAAGGUAUUUAA